Cetraspora pellucida is the source of this 855-nucleotide messenger RNA. The record is from the annotation of a GenBank genome assembly. NCBI's taxonomy places the organism in Eukaryota, Fungi, Glomeromycota, Glomeromycetes, Diversisporales, Gigasporaceae.
AUGAAUUCUGUGAAUUCUGUGAUUUUAGUCGGACGCACUGGUGAUGGAAAAUCAUCUCUCGCUAACAUGAUGACUCAAGGGGAUCUUUUUGAUGAUGAAAACAAAUUCCCAAUAAGCAAUAAGGCAGUGGGUGAAACUUCUGUUAUAGAAUAUUGUAUUGAUAGAGACUUUGAAGUGUACGAUACGAUAGGGUUAUGUGAAGCAAGAAAAGGAAGCACUUUACACGAGAAGGCAAUCAAAGGAAUCAGAACUUAUUUCUCAAGAGUUUCAAAACCGGUCCAUUAUAUAUGCUACGUUAAAAAGGGGACCACCAGAUUCACAAAAGAGGACAGAACCGCCUUUAAGGAAUUUAAAAAGAUCUUUAGUAAAGCAGAAAGCAACUUUGUUAUCAUUAUCACAGAUAGUAAUCAGGAAUGGGUCAAUGAAAAUGUAAAUACAAUACGUGAUUAUUUUGGAAAUUAUAAUAUCAUUGCUGUCGAUUUUCCGUUUAGGGAUCGUUAUAAUAAUGUUGCGAUGGAUGAGAGGAAUCGAAUUAUAAGGAUGAAAAAUCGGGAGCAUUUGUCUAAAUCUUUAUUAAAUUUAUGUUAUAAGGGUGUCAAAUUAAAUAUUCUCAGCCCUUCAGAGUAUAGAGAAGACAAAGUGUCAAAAAUAAUUGCCUUUGUGCCGGUCAUUGGUGCAACUUAUAAUCUAAUCUCUGCAAGUGUAUAUCAUUUCAUAUUAGACAAAGAUGCAAUUGCAGCAGACCGAUUCAAACAAGGAAUGAAUUUAGGAAUUGAAGAUUUUAAAACUAUUGCAGCUCAUUUUGGUAAUUCCUUUGUGUCUCCAACUCGAUUUUUAGGGAAAUUGUUAAAGUGA